This is a messenger RNA of Aedes aegypti (yellow fever mosquito), 1517 nucleotides long. It is a transcript of the gene Rpt1, whose product is annotated as 26S proteasome regulatory subunit 7. NCBI's taxonomy places the organism in Eukaryota, Metazoa, Arthropoda, Insecta, Diptera, Culicidae. Gene Ontology annotation, cellular component: proteasome regulatory particle, base subcomplex. The record is from RefSeq and is a predicted model, not a curated record. The transcript is spliced from 5 exons. Gene Ontology annotation, molecular function: proteasome-activating activity; ATP binding; ATP hydrolysis activity. Bases 150 to 1454 code for a protein of 434 amino acids. Gene Ontology annotation, biological process: proteasome-mediated ubiquitin-dependent protein catabolic process.
AACCAGAGAUCUGUCAAACGCGUCGUCCCAAAAACUUGCUUGUAAUCAUUUCGGAAGGUUUUUGUGUUGCUGGCUGCAAAUUAGUGAUUUUUUUCGAAUUUUGCGGUGUAAUUUAAAUCCCGAUUCUCCUAAACUAGCAACGCAUCAAAAUGCCGGACCAUUUGGGAGAUGAUAUGCGUAAGGUGAAGAUCGAUAACAAAGAGGCUGAGCCGGAAAUCGAAGCCCUCGAUGAAGUGGAUAUUGAGCUUCUGAAAACUUAUGGUCAAGGCCAGUACCACAAGUCGAUCAAACAGAUCGAGGACGACAUCCAAAAGUCCAUCAAACAGGUCAACGAGCUGACGGGCAUUAAGGAAAGCGAUACAGGUUUGGCGCCACCGGCUCUGUGGGAUUUGGCGGCCGAUAAGCAGAUCUUGCAGAAUGAACAACCUUUACAGGUUGCUCGUUGCACGAAAAUCAUCAACGCGGACUCGGAUGACCCGAAGUACAUCAUUAAUGUGAAACAGUUUGCCAAGUUUGUGGUUGACUUGGCAGAUUCGGUGGCCCCUACCGAUAUCGAGGAAGGAAUGCGUGUUGGAGUUGACCGUAACAAGUACCAGAUUCAUAUUCCUCUGCCGCCGAAGAUUGAUCCCACGGUGACGAUGAUGCAGGUGGAAGAGAAACCCGAUGUGACCUACAGCGAUGUGGGCGGAUGUAAGGAACAGAUCGAGAAGCUCCGAGAAGUCGUAGAAACCCCUCUGCUGCAUCCGGAGAAAUUCGUGAACCUGGGAAUUGAACCGCCGAAAGGAGUGUUGCUGUUUGGGCCUCCCGGAACUGGCAAGACCCUGUGUGCCCGUGCGGUUGCUAAUCGUACCGAUGCUUGCUUCAUUCGUGUGAUCGGUUCAGAACUGGUGCAGAAAUACGUCGGAGAGGGAGCUCGUAUGGUGAGAGAGCUGUUCGAAAUGGCCCGCUCCAAAAAGGCCUGUUUGAUCUUCUUCGAUGAAAUCGACGCCAUUGGAGGUGCUCGAUUCGAUGACGGUGCCGGAGGAGAUAAUGAAGUUCAGCGUACCAUGUUGGAGUUGAUUAACCAGCUGGAUGGAUUCGAUCCACGUGGAAACAUCAAGGUUCUGAUGGCUACUAAUCGUCCCGAUACGUUGGACCCUGCCUUGAUGCGUCCUGGUCGUUUGGAUCGUAAAGUAGAGUUUGGUUUGCCUGAUUUGGAAGGUAGAACGCACAUCUUCAAGAUCCAUGCCCGAUCGAUGUCCGUCGAGAGGGACAUCCGUUUCGAACUGUUGGCGCGUUUGUGUCCGAACUCUACGGGCGCUGAAAUCCGGUCCGUUUGCACCGAGGCAGGUAUGUUUGCAAUUCGCGCGAGACGUAAGGUGGCCACCGAGAAGGAUUUCCUUGAAGCCGUGAACAAAGUCAUCAAGAGUUACGCCAAGUUCAGCGCCACUCCAAGAUAUAUGACUUACAAUUAAGGUAGUUUUUUUGUAUGAGUAUCUUUUCUCAAUCGUAAUAAUGAAAAUUAAUGUUCUCUUGAA